Molecule: messenger RNA, 2515 nt
Organism: Erigeron canadensis
Lineage: Eukaryota; Viridiplantae; Streptophyta; Magnoliopsida; Asterales; Asteraceae
Product: tRNA nucleotidyltransferase cca2
Exons: 3
Coding region: 273-2027 (584 amino acids)
Biological process (GO): tRNA 3'-terminal CCA addition
Molecular function (GO): RNA binding; ATP:3'-cytidine-cytidine-tRNA adenylyltransferase activity
Source: RefSeq, a predicted model, not a curated record
UAAAACGAGAAAAAAAAACCUAAAUAAUAAAACGAGAGUAUCAAGAAAAAUAUUACUGUAAAACAUAGAUAGAUAGAUGAUUGAUAAGCGGUCUGCGAAUACAUUUGGGUGAAAUCCUCCAACUGUAAUAAAUACAUCCACAAAUAACAAGGCUUUUCCGUUGAUUGUUUAGGUUAGAGGGUAAACGCAAAUCCGUGGUCUGCGAAUCCUCGCCCACCUCUCCAUUCCAACUGAGAAUUUUGGUCACUAAAAGCCAAAUUUUCUGUGGGUGUAUGGCUAGGAUUAGUACGAAAAUAACACAAUUAAGAUGGUUUUAUGGAUCUUCUUUGACAACAACCUUUACAGGGAAGUCCCUUGUUCCUUUUCGUAAAAGUGUCGUUGAAUUAAAGAACCCGCUAUUUUGUUUUCCAAGAACUCAGUUAUUGUACCCGUGUUCCAGAGCAAUGUCGAUGACUAAUGGAGCAUUGUUAGCAAUUCCGCCUGUUAUGGUGAAGGAAAACAUCGAUCUAACGGAAAAGGAAAAACAGAUAUUUGAUCGGUUGCUUCAAGUUGUCUAUCAUUUCAAACUUGAAACCAAGCUCCGAGUUGCUGGCGGGUGGGUACGUGAUAAGCUUUUAGGGAAAGAGUGUUAUGAUAUUGAUAUUGCUCUUGAUGAUAUGUUGGGGAGAGAGUUUUGUGAAAAGGUGAAUGAGUAUUUAGUAUCUACAGGAGAAGAAACACAAGGGAUUGGUGUUAUUCAAAGCAAUCCCGACCAAUCCAAGCAUUUGGAAACCGCAAGGAUGCGACUUUUUGAUGUAUGGAUCGAUUUUGUGAAUCUAAGAUCUGAAGACUACGCUGAGAACAGCAGAAUUCCAACUAUGCAAUUUGGUACUGCGGAACAAGAUGCAUUUAGAAGGGAUUUGACGAUUAACAGUUUGUUUUAUAACAUCAAUACAUGCUCAGUUGAAGAUCUUACAGGGAGGGGUUUAGAUGAUCUGCGAUCUGGAAAAGUUGUGACCCCUUUACCACCAAAAGAGACGUUCUUGGAUGACCCGUUGAGAGUUUUAAGAGCAAUUCGUUUUAGUGCCAGGUUCGAGUUUGAAAUGGCGGAAGAGUUAAAGUUAGCCGCUGCAGACAAUGAAGUGAAAUCUGCAAUUGCUGAUAAGAUUAGCAGAGAACGGAUCGGCCAUGAGGUAGAUCUUAUGGUAAGUGGGAACCAACCGGUCAAGGCAAUGGCUCACAUAUCUGAGUUGGGUUUGCUUUGGGUUGUCUUUACGCCACCGCCAAAUUGUGAACCCAUAAUCUCAGAUGACCAUGAUAAGGUUUGUGCAGGAUUUAUGGAUGUGGCAUGGAGACACAUGCUUGAAGUAGGAUGUACCUUUAGUGAUGAACAACGGAGGUUGUAUUUGUAUGCAUCGUUGUUCCUUCCACUUAGGAAAACUGUUUACACUGAUAACAAAAAGAAAAAGGUACCUGUAGUGAACUACAUCUUUAGAAAUUCCCUUAAGUUGAAAGCCAGUGAUGCUGAUGAUGUUAUGAGGCUGCACAAUGCAGUUGAGAAAUUUUUGUCGUUGAUUCCUUUCGUGAUGUCUAGUCAAGAUUUGCAAAUUAGUGAACUUGAUUGGGAAAAAGAGAUUAUUGAUGUUCCACCGUCACUGAAGUUAAGAAUCUUGCUGGGCUUACUUGUCAAGGAGAUAAAAGAUUUCUGGAGGGCUGCAUUGAUGCUGUCCACUCUUUUAUAUAAGGACAGUUCUUCUGUUGAGGUUAUUGUUGGGGAAUUAGAGAAAAGAAGAGAAGUCUUUAAAGAGGUUGAGCAUGAAAUAUUGAAACUCGGUCUAGAUAAUGUGUGGGAAGUUAAGCCUUUGAUUAAUGGAAAGGAUAUAAUAAGGCUUUUGGAGCUACAGAAAGGAGGUCCCGUGGUUAGUGAAUGGCAAAGAAAACUGCUACAAUGGCAGCUUGCUUAUCCUUCUGGAAGUGUAGAUGAAUGUGUUGACUGGAUGACUAGGCAAACACAAUUGAAGCGGGCUAAAACAGAAUCAGAUAUAUAGACUAUCUUGUAGCUGAAUCUGCUGUUGGCAAUCAUAUUCAUCAAUCAUCAAUGGAUUUGAGUCCUCUUCGCAAAGCUUCAGCCAGUACUAGUAAGAGACACAGAUGGCAGGGGAGAACAAAUAAGAAACUCAAUUGCAAAUGAAAUAUAGAAUGACUAUGACACUAUGUAUCAGGAUUGAACAAUGAAGUUAAUAUGUUGUGAUUAGUGCUUUUAAUGCAUUCCUUUUUUACUUGUUUAAUAGUCAGCGGGUUUAAUGUAUUGUAAUAGUUAGCGGGUUUAAUGUCUAGUAAUAGCCAAAUGGGUCGGCAGGUUUAAUGGUGUGUGUUUUUAGGCAUUAUACUACUGUAUGGUUUGUCUGUCAUCUUGGCUAGCCAACCAGCUAAUUGACAGGUUAGGGGGUCAGUGGAUAUUUUGUAACAGUCAUAGUGUACUGAUCUUAUCCUUUGUAGUUUAAUGAUUGAUCACUAUUGUUCUUUGCCUCUUCCA